Molecule: messenger RNA, 1305 nt
Organism: Closterium sp. Naga37s-1
Lineage: Eukaryota; Viridiplantae; Streptophyta; Zygnematophyceae; Desmidiales; Closteriaceae
Source: the annotation of a GenBank genome assembly
AUGAAACCGUCGGGAGGAGCCGCGUCGCUGAGCAAGAGCCACUCGCUCUCCUCACACGAUGCUUCCGAGAAGUUUCAACAACACCCGCAAAAUCCUUCCCGUGUCGUCCUCCAUCCCUCAAGAGCGAAGCAGUCAGGAGGAGCCGCGUCGCUCAGCAAAAGCCAUUCCGUCUCUUCGUUUAUCGUGCUAGAUGCCCCCUCCCUUCACAAUAGUCACAGCAAGUACAAGCACGAUCGGGGCCCGUCGUGGUCUCUCCUCGUCCUUGCCUGCGCGCUCACCGCAAUUGUCUCCAGCCUCGCGGGGUCCUACACUUCGUACGCGUUAACGAGGAAUUCGUUACAGGUCACGGAUAUUUCCGUAGCGGCUUACUCGUCUAACUCCUUCGACCCCACCGUUGGACUGUCCACUGUCACUCUCCCUGCCGGCACAACAGCCGUCAAAACCGCCGGGAAAGCCGCCGCGAAAGCCGCCGUUGAAUCCGCCGUCACUUCCAGCGAGACCAGAGGAGAUCAACGGGCAGAAGACGACGCGGUGCCGCUGUACUCGCCAAAAGCGUCCCUGUUAUCGCGCUACGCGGACCUCAUCGGACCGAGCAGUCGCAGACGCGACGCCGGCGCUGGGAGCGGAAAUCGCGGCGGGAAUCACGAGGCUGACUGGGUCCGGCGGCUGGUUGAGUCAGCAAAAGUCAACGGCAGUCUUUCUGGUCAGCAGAGGGCCAGCGCAGUGCCACCCGUAGUCGUGAAAGGCGGGCAGAAGCGGAACGAGUCCAUGGUUGUUCUUGUAACGGGGGCUGCCGGAUUCAUCGGGUCGCACCUCGCGCUUGCUCUUAAAAAGGAGGGUCACGGGGUGGUGGGUCUGGACAACUUUAACGACUACUAUGAUACUACGCUGAAGGAAGUGCGCGCGGCGCGGCUCUGGUCUGCGGGGAUUGAGAUUAUCCGAGGUGACUUGAACAACGGCACGAUUCUCGAUGCGCUGUUCGGUACAGUCACAUUCACCCACGUGGCACAUAUGGCGGCGCAAGCGGGAGUUCGGUACGCGUUGGAGAAUCCAAAAUCCUACGUGGACAGCAACGUCGCAGGGUUCGUGAAUCUGCUGGAGAGGUGUCGCAGGGUGCCUGUGCGACAGCCUGCGAUCGUCUGGGCGUCGUCCAGCAGCGUGUACGGCGUGAAUCGCGAGAGCUUCCAUACCCCCUCAUCCUUCAAUGUCCACACUCUCCCCUUCGUCCCCCUUUUCCCCCCACCCUCUCUCACCCCUUAUUCUCUCUCCCCCCCCCCCCUUCACCUUCACCCCGUGUGCUUCUGA